AUGCUGAAGCGUGUUGUUCAUUCCUUAGGCCUAGUGGAGCACAGUAAUGAAAAUCCAAGAAGAAAGAACAAGGCUAAGCGUAAACAUCAUCACCAAGAUAAAACCAAAGAGAAUAUCAAACUCAGUACACCAAAUGCAGUAAAUAUACUACCUCCUAAUGAAUGCAGAAUCCAUGAAAAGCGUGAUCAGGUUAAGGAGACAAAUUGGGUUGGUGAAGAGAAAGUGAAUGCAAAGGUGAAUGUGUUUCAAGGUGGAGAAGAUGGAGAUGAAUCUUGUUUUACUGCAAAUGAGUUUUAUGUUUCAAAGGAUAAGUCAAUAAGAUAUUCGAGAAGAAAAGGAAUAGUAAAAGGGAAGAAACCUUUUGUGGCACCAUUUCCAAGAUUAUAUAGGGACUUGAAAUGGAAACCUAGCCUUGCCACUGUGGAUGAUCUUUCUCCAUGA
This is a messenger RNA of Lathyrus sativus (Indian pea), 441 nucleotides long. The record is from the annotation of a GenBank genome assembly. Lineage: Eukaryota; Viridiplantae; Streptophyta; Magnoliopsida; Fabales; Fabaceae.